UGCUCUCAAAAGACUGCAAUGCUUACUUUUCUUUCUCAUUCUUCUUUUUUCUUUUCUUGCCCUCCUGCAUUAUAUUAAUUCCGCAAACCAAAAAAGAAGUUUGGAAAUUCCUACUGUUACUAUUGAAAAGGCUAUAAGUUCCCUUUCUCCCCGUUGAUAUCGCUCAUCACUCAUUCCUAUACUCUGAUUGUUAAGCUCUUAUUUUCCUUGUCCACCUUCCGCAAUUACCGCAGAAAAGAGUUUCGAGGAGGAAGAAAGCUAGCGACUGUGAACUGAGUUCUUGAUUCUUGAAUAUAUAAAAGUAAUAUUUCAAAUUUCCAUUGCUACUUCAGAAUUGAACUUGACCCACGUCAAGAUUUAGUUAAAUGCCGUCUGGGUUGGUCUUGUUUUGUAGUCAAGUGUCACUGUAAAAUAUACAGAGACAGAUUAGAGUUAAUGAGUUCAAAACGGAUGCACCAUAAUACUCAUAUACGUACAUUGUUUUUUGGAUACGUAUACAUAGCUAGCUCGAGUGGAAGCUGUUGUUUCGGCUGCAAAUGGCUAUAUUGUCGAUCUGUUUGAUAGUGUAGAGUCAUUUACAUUUAUAUUGUCCUUCAUGGGUUGUGUGGCCUCGAAACAGACCGUGUCGGUAACCCCUGCAUGUGAUCAAUAUUCAGGGACUCUCAGAGAAAAUGACGACAGUGAUGCAUUGGUACCUGAAUUUGAUUUGAAGAGAGGGGAAUUAUCAGGACUAAGUGGAGUUGCGAGCAAGUUAAACGAGUCGGUCAAGGAAAAUUCUAAUGGUGAUCAAUCAGUGAGUUUGAUGAAGUAUGUGGAAGGAGAGCAAGUUGCUGCAGGUUGGCCUGUAUGGCUUAGUACUGUUGCAGCUGAAGCCAUUAAUGGCUGGCUGCCUCUUAAACCUGAGUCUUUUCAGAAAUUGGAUAAGAUAGGCCAGGGUACAUAUAGCAGCGUAUUCAGAGCACGCGAUCUGGAAAGUGGAAGGACAGUUGCACUGAAGAAAGUGCGAUUUGAUAACUUCGAGCCAGAAAGUGUUAGAUUUAUGGCAAGAGAAAUUUUGAUUCUUCGCAGGCUUGACCAUCCCAAUAUAAUGAAGUUAGAGGGAAUAAUUACCUCCAGAUUUUCUUCUAGCAUAUAUCUUGUGUUUGAGUACAUGGAACAUGAUAUUUCAGGACUCCUGUCCUGUCCUGAAGUCAAGUUCAGUGAAUCACAGGUUAAAUGCUUAAUGAAACAGUUGUUAUCUGGACUUGAGCAUUGUCAUUCUCGAGGUAUAAUGCAUCGGGAUAUCAAAGGUGCAAACCUUCUUGUAAAUAAUGAGGGAAUUCUGAAGGUUGCAGACUUUGGAUUGGCGAACUUCUCUGACCUUGGAACGAAGCAACCACUAACCAGUCGAGUUGUCACUUUAUGGUAUCGACCUCCAGAACUUUUGUUGGGAGCCACAGAUUAUGGAGCUUCUGUGGAUCUCUGGAGUGUUGGAUGUGUGUUUGCGGAAAUUCUUACUGGUAAACCUAUCCUUCAAGGGAGAACCGAGGUUGAACAGCUGCAUAAAGUUUUUAAACUUUGUGGAUCUCCACCAGAUGAUUACUGGAAGAGAUCUAAACUUCCUCACGCAACUAUAUUUAAACCACAACAUCCUUAUGAGAGCUGUCUUUGGAACACCUUUAAAGAUUUACCAAAAAGUGCAGUCUCACUCAUAGAAACUCUUCUUUCUGUGGAGCCACACAAACGUGGAACCGCUUCUUCUGCCCUUGCAUCUGAGUACUUCAAGACAAAGCCUCAUGCUUGUGAUCCUUCAAGCUUGCCAAAGUACCCACCAAGCAAAGAGAUAGAUGCCAAACAUCAUGAAGAUGCAAAAAGGAAGAAGCCAAGUGGAAGAGUCCGUGUACCUGAUCCAACAAGAAAGUUAACUAGAAAGCAGAAUGGCCUCCGUAAACUAGCACCAGAAGAGAAUUUGCCCAUCCAAAAUAAAGGUGCUCAUAUAAGUGACAGCAAUAAUGUAACUGCUCAAGAAGAAAGAGAUACAAUUACAAGUCUUGAGCGACCUAAGCCAUCAGUUGAUAUGAUGGUAAAGACUUUUCAUGUCAAGAAUGCAUCUCAAGGUGAUGUCCCCUUUUCAGGUCCACUUCAAAUUUCAGGAUCAAGUGGUUUUGCAUGGGCAAAAAGAAGGUUUGACGAUUCAUCAGUAAGAUCACGAAGGAGAACUAGUUCGAGAAGCCUUAUUUUUGAACCUUCAAUUACAUUGCAUGUGAAAAAUAACAUGGAGCCAAAAGGACAAGACAACUAUGAACUUAUUGAUGCAAAUCAGACCAAUUCUAUGGGCCAGGAUACCUAUAAAUCUACCGAGCAUGCAAUUCGUCAAAAUUGGAGCCAAUUAGAGCGCCCAGAUUCCUUUGAUGCUUCUGAUGGAUACCAUUCACAAGAACUGUCACUGACACAAUAUCUAAAAGAGGAAACUGCUAUCAAUUUGGUACAAGAUCAAGGGGAUAAAGUCGAAUUUUCUGGACCGUUGCUAUCUCAAACACAAACAUUUGAAGAGCUCCUUGAGAAACAUGAGUGUCAGAUCCGCCAGGCUGUUCGACAAUCAUGGUUCCAAAGAGGAUUAAAAGUUCACCAAAUGUUUGCAACAUAGAAAAUCAAAGAUCAAUUAUCUACCCCUGUAAAUUCAUAAGUUAGGCAAAAAAAGAAGGUGAUUGCUGCAGCGCUCUCAUUUCACAGGCUAUGCAAAAGCAAUCAGCCACAGGAAUUUUGAUAGUUGGUUUCAUAACCAAAUGGAUACAGAAAUGACUGCAACAGUUUGAAAGCUUGCUAGACUUGAAUUGAAGAAUGAAGGGAGGGAAUCAUUUGCUGUCUGAUAGGGAAAUCCUUACUCAAGCUCAAGAGAAAAAGGCAUGAACUCCAUCUUCAAUAUGGAGCUCUGUUGCUCCAGAUAUGCAAGCUCAUUUUUUUAUUUUUCAACGGCCAAUACACACACACACACAUUGUUCUUCACUACUGCCUCUUAAUAUCUUCUCCACUCUUUCAUCGUGAGUGUUUUUCUUCAGCAAUGUAUAAUAGUUGUACUUAUAUAUGUACAACAACAACAAACCCAACGUAAUCCCACAAGUGAGGUAUGCAGACCUUGUAAAAGUAGAGGGGUUGUUUUCCGAAGACCCUCGGCUCAAUAAAAGUAAAAUUAC
Molecule: messenger RNA, 3173 nt
Organism: Nicotiana attenuata
Lineage: Eukaryota; Viridiplantae; Streptophyta; Magnoliopsida; Solanales; Solanaceae
Product: probable serine/threonine-protein kinase At1g54610
Exons: 9
Coding region: 596-2626 (676 amino acids)
Biological process (GO): protein phosphorylation; positive regulation of transcription elongation by RNA polymerase II
Cellular component (GO): cyclin-dependent protein kinase holoenzyme complex; nucleus
Molecular function (GO): cyclin-dependent protein serine/threonine kinase activity; ATP binding; RNA polymerase II CTD heptapeptide repeat kinase activity
Source: RefSeq, a predicted model, not a curated record